AACACCACUUUCCAAGUCUGACCACGAUCGGAUGUCUUUUUUUUUCAUCACCAUGCAUGGCCAGGGGAAGCAUUUUGUAUGGCGACCUUAUCCAUGGGUUGACUGGUAGUCUUGGUAUGGAUCAUGGAUAAUCGGAGGACAAGGUAAAAGAAACUUUUUUGUCCAGAUUGAAGGGCCUUUCUGCAAGAUUUAUGCCCCUCAGCCAGUUAAAUUAUCGAAUUGUUGGAUGCACUGCAUUGUUCCAAGUACGUACUUUCGUUUAUGUGCCCCCCUCAUUUAUACGAUGAGAAAGUACCGUGUACCCAUCCAUCAGGAACCCCCCCUCAAACUCAUAAUUGACUGUUUCCAGAUGGAGCAUUGAUCAACCAGGCUGUUUUCCUCGCUGACUGGCUCAGACAAAUCUGGUGUGGCUCGAAAUGUCACUUUUAGAUCCUUCCUUCCUGUUUAUCAAAAAUAUCUACCGAAUCCUGACUUCCUUUUUCAACCACAGCCUUUCUCGACUUUGAACUGGAUCCCGAACCAAUCCGACUUCCUGUGGCUUCAUUUUUUGUCGAUAACUUUCUUUAAAUUCAUACCCCAAGACUUGCGCUUCAGCAUUGCUUGAUCGGCUCGACGCUCAUUUUUGGAUACAAUAGGUUGGUGAUAGGAUCCCGAUUCUGAAACGACCAAAGAGUGCCUACAAACUUCCAAAGCUUCCUUCCACAUACCAUACUCUCCACUUCCCUCGUCAAAAUAUAUACAAGUAUCCCGACCUUUCAACUUGUACCUGCAGAGACCGGCUUCUCCCACAACAAGGCAGGUUGAAGAAGAGAACGUUUGAGGUCAACGUACCGGGGUCAAUACAUAUUCCAAUCGACUCGCAAAAGUUAUCGACGUUAUCAGGGCAGGAGAGAAGGCGAUUCAGGGAAGUCUUCACAUCGCAUGAAGGAUCCACUCAGGCUUGCGAAACAUCAAAUGUAUGUGAAUGAUUUCAACAUAGCCGAUGAUUACUUGUAUUGUGCCAUGUUGAAAUUUUUUUGGGCUUUUGCUUUAUUUGUGACGGCGUCGUUGAAGGGGAUCAUCCCAAUGCUAUCAUUACUUUGUCAAUUGAACACUGAGGCAUAUUUCUAUAUGAGUUUUUGUGGCAGCCAAAAGUCCGUGGUAGUUGAUAGCGAGACCACCGGUAUCGUGUGUCUCACCCUAUGGCCACUCUUCGUCUCCAGUCAAUCUUUUGAUACUGGCUCUAUUGUGCUCUUACUUUCAUUGCGCGCAAGCCGUUUGUCGCUGGCGAUAGUUACUAAUUGAUUGUGCUUGCGCAGUUUACACUUUGAGGGACCCUCGACUUCACAAACCGCCUUGAUUGGCUUCUUUCAUUCACUACAUACGAAUCGUCUUCGAUCCGGAUAUGCGAAAGUACACUUCGGUCCAAUAGACAUUCAAUUCUUCUUAUUUUCCCAUUCGGCUCCUAGUGAACCGAAAUUACGUUCUUUAGCAAUUUUAUAUUCUAACCUUAAGGCUCGCCGUCAACAUCUUUCAAAAAAUUCGAUCCUUAUUUUCAGUCCCUGGUUUAAAAUUUAUUGUGGCGUGGAAUAUCCUAGGAAAAAGUAUUCGUCACUUUCGGGGUCUUGGAAGAAGGACCCAUACGACUGCGGAAAUAAAUAAUCUAGACGGAACGGCUUCAUGCAGAUACAAACGAAAUAAUACACGGAAGGACCCGGAUGAUUGGAUAUUGGUUUCGAAACUGCGGAUACCUGAGUUUGAUUUCACUAUUGGUAGUACGAAAGACCUGAUAUUUGUAUCAGAUGAGUCAACAACAACCAUGGGAUGCGCCAAGUAGAGGUGGAUCAGUGAAGAGGGCAAGAGAAAGAGCAGCAGCAGGUAAACCUACCGAACCGAUACCUACACCAAGGCCUUACGAUCCUACAUCAACGAGCAAUGUUCCGAGUCCGCCCAGAGCAAGACUUCAAGGCUCACCAGGAAUGACGAAAAACGAUGCCCAAAGUACUGUCGGUCUCGCGAUUUCUCGACCUACUCGAGUAGCACAAUGGCCGUUGAUGGGAACAAACCCUGGCCCAGAACCUCAACAAUAUCAACCUCCUCCUAAUCGUGGCCCACCUCCUCAAAGACCACCAAGACCUAGUCAUGUACCUUCAAUCCUUGAUUCGUCUAGAAUACAAGAUAUUACCCCAACAUUUCAAUACCAACCACAACAACUUCCGCAGCCACAAGAUUUCUUUGCCCAACCACAAACUCGUGGCUUACCACAAAAUCAAGAUGAUAGUUUUGAUCGCAACUAUCAACCACUACAGUCUCCUCCACUAACAUCAUCGUCACGCCAAUCUACCGUUUCAUCGGUCGGUACGAUACCUGACUUUCCUGUUCCAAUACCAGCUUUUCCACCGUCGGCAAGGAGAAGUACUAAUUUAGGACCACCACCAACUGCCAGAAGAGGUGCUUCAUCAUAUUAUUCACAAAUUUCUUAUGUAUCCCCAAUUCCAGAGGUAUCUGAGGGCAUGGGUCUCAGUCCACGAACACUUCCAGGCUCACAUAGUUCAUAUGCAUCGAGUGCAGCUAUACCUUCAAGUUGGGGACCAGAAUCGCCCGGCUUUUAUCGAUCGGAUGAGGAUGAGGAUGAUUAUGAAGAUGAUAGGAGGUUCGAUACAGUAUCGGAAGGUCGAGAAUCUAGAGCAUCAGAUGAUAACGACGAUCGAGGAUUGAUCAGAAGUGCUAGCAUUGGCAAACGAGCAAGACCCUCUAUGAUCGUAACACGAUCCUCAGGUCAAAUCGACCCUGCACGACUCGCUGCAAUACCUACGCCAACAUCGGAUACCAGGAGAUUAUACCCAACACCGUUACAACAAUCGACAUUAAGUCCGGUAGAAGCUCAAAGAUCAACACAAUGGCCGAUGCCUGGGGAUCUGAAUUCACCUUUAGCAAAUGGUACUGGACUCCUUGAUCCUACUCCAUCAAAUUCUGACGAAUCAGUUCCAACAAUUGCCAUGGCGCUAACCACUGAUCUGCCUUCGCGAGAUGGAACAAGGAGCCCGAACGCAAGUGCUAUGCUCGGAGCAUAUCAAGCAGCAAGUGCUUUACCUAGUGACUCGAGCAAAUCGUCUUCUGCAAAUGAUGGCCAACCUUUUAGUAGGCUAUCGGCAUUACGUCGACCACCACGUCUUAAUAUUGAUGCAGUAAGAGAGGCAGAAUCUAGAGGUAGCUUGACAAGUUUACCAGACUUGAUUAGAAGAGCAACGAGAUUAGCAUCGAUGAUUGAUCGUGGCAAAAGACCAGCAAGUCGGAUGGGUUUGGACGAUUUUCCCAGCGACAGAGAUUUUCCAAGCGAGAAAGAAAUUGAACGUGAGUGUGGUUGAUAUUUCUUUUAGAUUGCAAUCUCUAACAUAUAACAGUUUCACCUAAUUUUGAGAGACGAGGUUCUACUCUUUCCGGGAUGUUAUCGGCCUUUCCGCCGCCUGGUCGUGAAACGCCUGCUCGCGAUACUCCACGACCUUUAUCGACCUGGCCAGAAUACGAUUCAAAUGAUCCAAAACAUGUCACAAAUGCAAGAAGGCAAAGGAAGUGUUGCGGUCUGCCUUGUUGGGGUUUCGUCCUCGUUAUUAUAAUCUUACUAAUAAUAAUUGCGACCGCCGUUGUCGUACCUCUCAAAUUUCUCGUAAUUGACAAACACAAAACAAAUACCACCGCAACCGCCACUCCAGUACAAAUCUGCGCUGCAGAUAGCUCAACUGCUUGUAAAAACGGGGGAACUUCUUACUUCGAUAAUGGUGUUUGUUCCUGCAUAUGCACAAAUGGAUUCACAGGCAGUAUAUGUACAGUUGCAGGAUCUACAGGUUGUACCACCACGUCAUCAGGCACUGCCAAAAACAUGACCAUUGGCGACUCUAUACCUCGACUAAUUUCGGCUGCUCAAACCAAUUUUUCGAUCCCUUUAUUCGAGAAUACUAUUCUGGCGAGAUUUAACGCCGGGGACUUGAGUUGUGCGUCGGAAAAUUCGCUGGUCACUUUUGAUGGAAGCGAUGAAAGAAUGGGAGAUGCGAGUGCUGAAGUGACGCUUUCUACGGCCAAUAAGGUAAAAAGGAAUGCACAGCCAGAUCCUACGAAGGCCAAGAUCCGCGCCCUUGCAAAUUCAGAUGCAACUUAUAUCUACACUGAUGUCAACCCAGCGGACUCUACGUCACAGUCUGUGUCCACUUCAGCUGUUUCCGCCGCAUCAACCUCUGUUGCACCGCCUUCCACUACUUCAUCUCCGAGCACCACGAAGACCACACCCGCAACCCUAACAACCUCUACAAUCGACCCAACGGCUGUCUUUUCCGUUACUCAGGAAGUUCUAGACUUUGCUAGAGUCACAGUACUUUUUGUUUUGCAACAGGAAAACUUAGAUAAUGCAAUUACAGCACAAACACAGCUUCAAAAAUUCUUCAAUCAAGAAAGCUUCGAGAACUUAGCUGCCAUGAAUAUCUCGAUGGGAGGUGGAAACACCGUUAAUUUGGUGGAAUGUAAAGUAGAUUUGGGGAAUGGAACGAUUGGCCAGAAAAACAGCGUCACGAGGUGAUUUUGUUUGAAUGGUUGAUAGAUUAUGGGGAACAGGAAGGAAGGAUGAAAUGGAGUAAAUAAUGGGAGUAAAGGUAAUCCAGGUUUAGAAGGGAAGGAAUGAAAUGAAUUUUGUAUAUCACUGUAGCGAUUAGUAAGUGCUCUGCUUUUAUGGAUACCAAAAACGCUGAGACAUUAUGGGUGGUAAUGAUGGAAUUGUAAUUGUACAUAGAAUCGGACAUCUUUUUUUCGGAGUUCUUUCAACUCUUUUUUGUUGUUCUUGCUUGUAUGAUGGAAUGAAUGUCCCUUGUAGGGCAGCAGAAGCGGUUUAUUUUGGACUUUUAUUUAGAUGGAGAGUGCGCCUUGCCGUAAUUUUAUAAGAAUUGGAUUUGAUAGAAGGUUUAUGGUGGGUGGUGUUUUGUGAGUGGUUGCGAUCUGAAGGUGGGGUUUUUGUGUUUUGUUUUAGGGUUGUAGGUUUGUUGGGUUUGUUGAUGGUGGUGGUGGGUUGUGUAUGUCGUAUAUGUAUGUUGUGGGGAGAGCGAGUUUG
Sclerotinia trifoliorum is the source of this 5074-nucleotide messenger RNA. Lineage: Eukaryota; Fungi; Ascomycota; Leotiomycetes; Helotiales; Sclerotiniaceae. The record is from the annotation of a GenBank genome assembly.